UCUAAAAUGCCAUUUUUUUCUCUUGCGUGUCCUUCCCUUUCAGAUAAUCGCUCUCGGUCAAUAUCUACACCUGCUGGAGAUUUCAUAUUUUCCGAUAUAUAAUAAUUAAUACAAUAUGGAUGAUUUUGACAUGCUCAACUCUCCGGCUGCUGGGAACGGCGUUGGCUCAGACGACGACCCCGCUGCAGCGUUUUUGGCCCAACAGGAGAGCGAAAUCGCGGGGAUUGAAAAUGACGAAGGCUUCAGCAUCCUGGACAGUGGAGAGGUCCCCUCGUUGCUAGCAGAUUCCAGCGACGGUGCUGUCAAUGGAGAGUUCCAUGGGGAAAGCAACGGUCCAUCUGAUGCCUAUGCAGCAAUUUCCAAUGCAGACCGUCUGCAGGCAGAACCAGAAAGCCUUCGCAAAUGGAGGGAGGAGCAAAGAGAAAGACUGGAGCUGCUUGAUGAUAACUCUCGCAAGCAGGAGUCUGAGUGGAAGACAAAGGCCAAGGUGGAGCUGGAGGAAUGGCACACCAGGCAGAAUGAGCAGCUGGAGAAAACCAAAGCCAAUAACAGGGUGCUGGAUGAAGACUUCUACAAGCAGCCCUUCUCUGAGCUCAUUGGUUAUGUCACACACAUUAACCAUCCUUGCUACCGCCUAGACCAGGCAGCCGAGGAGGCCAUGAUUUCAGACAUGGACGAGAACAACCCUGGCACAGAAUGGGAACGUGUAGCUCGCCUCUGCGACUUCAACCCCAAGUCCAGCAAGCAGGCUAAAGAUGUGUCCCGCAUGCGCUCCGUCCUCAUCUCCCUGAAGCAGUCUCCGCUGGUCCGCUAGACUCUGCUAUACAUCAUCAAAUAUUACCACCAAUGCAAACACAACCCAACACCCGAUGACCCAUAUCUGUAUUCUGAAGAAAAGAUGGCAUACACCCCUUUUGUGCAUACAUGUUUACCACACACAGACCUAGUUUUCUGCAAUGGAAGGAUAUGGCCAGUUAUCCCAUCAUAGUGUUCCACUCCUGACAGGCUUGUAGUGGGCUCUUGUUGCCACCUGUCGGAUUUAAUGGUUUUAGCCACUUUUUUUUUUUGUCUUCAGCACGUUGUUGUUCAUCAUCCUUCCAAAAGUUUUUCUUUCUUUGAGGACCAAAUUAUAAAAACUCCAAAUCCAGCGAGUGUUUCGAAACUGUGUGUUGUGCCUACCUGUGGCAUAUGGUGUUCAGUUGAUUUCAAUCUAUGCAUUUACUUAUGAAAAGCUCCUCCUCUGCAGUUAGGAAAUGAGCAGUACAGUACAGUACAGUACAGUACAGUACAGUACAUUACAAUUUAAUGUUUGUAUGUUUGUUGGCAGUGUGUGUAUGUACUUUCUGUGUGCACCUAUGUACUGUACAUAUACAGAAGGCAAUAUAUAUACAGAAUAUAAAACUUGUUAGACAGUUGUGGCUUUCAAGAGAACAAGCUGACUGUUGAAACUGUUGUUCGAUCAUGCAUGUCCAUUGUCCAAUUGAUUUCAAUAUCAGUAAACGAUAAAUGACAACUUUAGUUAUAUUUUACCUCG
Dunckerocampus dactyliophorus (ringed pipefish) is the source of this 1534-nucleotide messenger RNA. It is a transcript of the gene clta, whose product is annotated as clathrin, light chain A. Gene Ontology annotation, molecular function: clathrin heavy chain binding; structural molecule activity. The coding region runs from base 116 to 814 and encodes 232 amino acids. Gene Ontology annotation, cellular component: clathrin coat of trans-Golgi network vesicle; synaptic vesicle membrane; clathrin coat of coated pit. The record is from RefSeq and is a predicted model, not a curated record. The transcript has 7 exons. Lineage: Eukaryota; Metazoa; Chordata; Actinopteri; Syngnathiformes; Syngnathidae. Gene Ontology annotation, biological process: clathrin coat assembly; clathrin-dependent endocytosis; intracellular protein transport.